UAGAUGUGAAUAUGCUGCACAAUUUGGAUGAUAAACUGUGUCAAGCUUUUCCAAACUUUGUAGAUACACAGAGAUAACUCAGCUUAUGUCAGUGUGUGAAUCCAGACAAGCUUUAGGAACCUUUGGACCUACAAACAAACAGCAAGCUGUUCUCUGUUCUCUGUUGGAGCAACAUGUUUUGCAGUGUGUUUAACAGAAAUGCUUUCUAAAACCCAUUGUACUGCAAAUUUUGAUACCUGGAAGCUGUCAAGGACGGUAUGAUGAUUUCUCAAGAAAUAAGUCAUCUGGAGUGAUGCAAUGGCGCUCGGGCACGGCUCAAAGAAGUCAGUUACAUGCGAACAGGAGGUCACACCUGCUUCUCUGAACAAAGGGGUCGGAUCUGCUGUACAAAGUGUGGCUCCACUGACCAGAAGGACAUGGACCUGCAAGUGUCUUCUUUCCUUUCUCAUCAUCAUCAUCAUCGUUUUUAUAGUUGCAGGAGUCACAUUGGCCUGGUACUUUCUGGAGUACAAGGUUUGGGUGUUGGAGCCUCGAGUUCAGCAGCAGUACACAGCUUACCUAACCAUCCUCAACAGGAACUUCUCUGCUGAUUUUUCCUCUCACAACAGUCCUUUGUUCAAGAGAGAAUCCAAGGGAGUACAGAACAUGGUAAAGAAGAUAAUGAAAGCUUCAUCCCUUUCUCGAUACUUUAAUUACACCACAGUGUUUGCAUUUGGGGAGGGGAGUGUAGUGGCUCACUUCUGGGUAGUUUUGUCUGUGCCCAGCAGCCAUGUUGGGAGAGUCACUCUAGAGAGAGUCACUAGAAGCCUGGAGGAGGGCCUGAGGGGGUCAGGUGGAUCAGAAGUGGAAGAAACUACCAGCACUGAUGGCUACUUGUUGAAUCUCUCCACAUUGCUUGUUAGUGAAACCGACCCCAAAGUUAUAGAACUUUUGAGCGCUUCAUUUGAUUGUUACCGUUAUCAGAAGGUGGUGUCUGCCAGCCCUGUGGCUCUCCGGGGCCCCGACACACAGCGUUCCUCCUGCUUGUGGCACCUCCAGGCAGUCCCCGGGUCCCAGCUGGAGCUCCACAUGGAGUGGUUGCUGCCUGAGUGCCGUGACAGGCUGGUGGUGUACAACUCCCUCACUCCCUCUGAUAAUAAUCUCAUCACAUCUGUGUAUGGCUGUAGCAGACACGAGCACGUUGUGCGUGUUUUGUCUUCGGGCGACUGGAUGACGGUCGUUUGGAAACGGGGUCUGUACAAUUACAAGGACCCUUUUUCCUUGUCUGCACAGUCCUGGUCCCAACAAGAAUGUAGUUCCAUUAUACAGUUGAAGGCAGUACCAGGAGUUCAGGGGACAGUAAGAACGCCUUUCUUUCCCAGCUACUACCCUCCAAAUACCAACUGUACCUGGAGUUUUACUAUGCCCAGUGCAGAGAUGGGCUUGGCUCUGGAGUUUGAGGGCUAUGAGCUUAGCAGAGCCAGCUACAGUCAAACCUGCAGUCAGGGACAGUGGAUCAUUCAGAACCGCAGACUGUGUGGUACCAGGAGUCUGCAGCCCUACUGUGAACGCCUCUUCCUGCUCUCUACAAAGACCACCGUUGUGAUGACGUCUGAGGUGUCGCUUACAGGGCCGGGCCUUCAGUUGCACUACAGCGUCUUCAACCUGUCUGACCCUUGUCCAGACCAGUAUCUGUGCGCUGUGAACGGCCUCUGUGUUCCUGUGUGUGAUGGCAUUAAGGACUGUCCCAAUGGACUCGAUGAGCGAAACUGUGUGUGUGUGGCGCAGUACAAGUGCCCAGAAGACAGUCAGUGUGUGGACUAUUACAAAGUGUGUGACCAACAUCCAGACUGCCCUGAAGCAACAGAUGAGAUGAAUUGUACUGAUGGUGUGCAGUGUACAGAUAUGACCUAUGUGUGUGCUGAUGGAACGUGUCUGAAGAAGCCGAACCCUGAAUGUGACUCCAUCACUGACUGUCCUGAUGCUUCAGAUGAGAAACACUGUGAUUGUGGCCUGAGACAGUUCUCCAGCCGUAUUGUUGGGGGCAAGGACGCCUCAGAAGGGGAGUGGCCAUGGCAGGCCAGUCUGCAGGUGCGGGGCACCCACAUUUGCGGUGGCGCAUUAAUCUCCAGUCAGUGGGUUUUGUCUGCUGCCCACUGUUUCUAUGACGACUCUGUCUAUUCCCCCUCAGUGUGGACAGUCUAUCUGGGUAAACUACUUCUCAAACGCAGCAGCCCCACAGAAGAGGUAGCCCGAGUUCAGCAUAUACAUCUUCACAACUACUAUGAUGAGGAAUCUCAUGACUAUGACCUGGCCCUGCUAAAGCUGGACCGGCCUGCGACUGCUGUGCUGGCUGGACAUGCUCGAGCUGCCUGCCUGCCACCACCCACCCACCAGCUGGAGCCAGGAUUGCUCUGCUGGGUCACAGGCUGGGGGUCACUACGAGAGGGAGGUGGUGCCAGUAAUAUGCUGCAGAAGGUGGAUGUUCGCCUGGUCAGUGAGGAAGACUGUGUUCGUUCCUAUGGCCAUUUGGUCACUCCCAGAAUGCUUUGUGCCGGGUAUCGCAGUGGAGAGAAAGAUGCCUGUCAGGGAGACUCUGGCGGUCCCUUGGUUUGCCAGGAGCCAUCAGGUCGCUGGUUUCUGGCCGGGGUGGUGAGCUGGGGCAAAGGCUGUGGGCGUCCAGACUACUAUGGCGUCUACACUCGAAUCACUAGACUCACUGAUUGGAUCAAGAAAGUCAUCAGCACCCAGUGAGUCCCCGAGGGUCGUCACCAUCCUUAUAUCAAUAUCCUCCGCGCCUUCACACAAAAAUCAAGAGUUUAGAAAACGUAUCCAGCAUUAUCGUUUCAUCACAUACUCUCUUACAGACUGAAUGUUCUUUGUCCCAUGAUAAAAUCAUAUCUUUCUGUUUGAAUGUCAAAGGUUAACGUAAAAAACAAUAAAAUAAGUAAAGAAAUUCGCAAACUG
Molecule: messenger RNA, 2946 nt
Organism: Melanotaenia boesemani (Boeseman's rainbowfish)
Lineage: Eukaryota; Metazoa; Chordata; Actinopteri; Atheriniformes; Melanotaeniidae
Product: transmembrane protease serine 6
Exons: 18
Coding region: 298-2733 (811 amino acids)
Biological process (GO): proteolysis
Molecular function (GO): protein binding; serine-type endopeptidase activity
Source: RefSeq, a predicted model, not a curated record